This is a messenger RNA of Fonsecaea nubica, 1641 nucleotides long. RefSeq lists its product as hypothetical. The transcript has 10 exons. The record is from RefSeq and is a predicted model, not a curated record. The coding region runs from base 1 to 1641 and encodes 546 amino acids. NCBI's taxonomy places the organism in Eukaryota, Fungi, Ascomycota, Eurotiomycetes, Chaetothyriales, Herpotrichiellaceae.
AUGGACUCCCCCGCCAGGCGCCUAGACCGAUCCAGCGUUUUCAGCCUUGUUGCUCUCUUUGCGGCAGUCCUUUUAGGCGUACGAUUGUAUUCAUCGGCCGAUCUGGAAGCUUCAACUGCCGUGAAACUGGGCGCCGCGGGGUUCAAUCCGCUGACCGCAGACUUAAAAGAGUUACAAGACGCACUCGACAAGGGAACUCUGCGCAGUGUUGAUCUUGUGCGGUUGUACACAGAUCAGAUCCAGAGACACGAUGGUCGCCUGAAGGCCAUGAUCAGGUUCAAGCCAUUGGCGAGUGUCCUCAAGGCUGCGGAGAUCCUCGACACAGAGAGAUCUGAAGGGAAAAUCCGAGGACCUUUGCACGGCAUCCCCAUUGUCAUCAAGGACAACAUUGACACUCACCCCGACCUUGGUUUUCAGACGACUGCCGGGAGCUAUGCGCUCGUGGAUUCCUGGCCGGAGAAGAACGCCAAAAUCGUCGACCUGCUGAUUGCUGCCGGAGUUAUCAUCCUCGGCAAGACGAACCUGAGUGAAUUGUCAAACUACAAAGGCGAAAAUAUAAUCAGUGGCUACUCCGCCGUCGGGGGACAAGUCAAGUCGGCCUACGUACGGGCGACGAGUGAUCCAGACGACAGCAAAGACAGCCAUGGUAACCCUUCUGGAUCUUCUGCUGGCUCGGCGGUCGCAGUCUCGGCAGGCUACAGUCCCUUCUCCAUUGGCACCGAGACCGACGGCUCACUCGUUCUGCCAGCGGGUAGAGCCGCCCUGUAUACGAUCAAGCCAACGAUCGGCCUCGUGCCGCAGGCUGGGAUCGUCCCUAUCUCGGCCAACUUCGACUCGGCGGGUCCCAUGACCAAGACCCCCUACGACCUCGCGGUCCUGCUUGAUGCCAUCGUCGACCCUGAGCGCAAACCUGCGAAAAGCUACACGUCUGCAUUGACAGGUAGCUGGAGUGACAUUUCGGUCGCGACGUUGGAUCCCGAAGUGUGGACCUUGCCGGAAUCGUGGUUGCGGCCCGUUGAAAGUGCCACGCGGCAAAUGACCACCGAGAUCCGUCAGGCGUACGCCAAGAUUGAAACACUGGCCAAAUCCUACGCAGGCAAUGUUCCCCUGAUCGGCCCUCAGGCAUUCCAGAGAAAUGGACAAAACAGCGAGACUGUGGUCGCCGCUGCCGACUUUGUCAAGGCCAUCAAUGCCUACCUCCAGACACGGGUCAACUCGACGGUUCGGAACCUAGGGGAUCUCAUUGAGUUCAAUGAGCGACACGCCGAUCUGGAACUUACUCCAGAUUCUCCGAACCAGGAACGCCUCCUACGAGCGUACCGCCAAUCCCUCACGGAUGAGGAGUACGACGCGCACUGGAACCAUCUCCGACAGGUGGCCAGAGACAGGGGCAUCGAUCACAUUCUCGACACGUACCAGGUCGAUGUGAUCAUGGCGCCGGCGGAUAGUCUUUUGAUAUCCUAUGCGGCUUGUAGUGGCUACCCAAUCGCCACACUCCCUCUCUCGUACCUAUCCUACAACGGCCGUCCGUUUGGCCUCUCGGUCGUCGCCCGCGCGAACCAGGAAGCCGUGCUGAUCAAGGUCCAAAGCGCGUGGGAGGCCACGUUUGGACCGAGGCGGCCGCCUGGGGGGUUGGAAUGA